Salvelinus namaycush (lake trout) is the source of this 4778-nucleotide messenger RNA. Its product is annotated as alkyldihydroxyacetonephosphate synthase, peroxisomal-like. Lineage: Eukaryota; Metazoa; Chordata; Actinopteri; Salmoniformes; Salmonidae. Gene Ontology annotation, biological process: lipid biosynthetic process. The transcript is spliced from 20 exons. The record is from RefSeq and is a predicted model, not a curated record. The coding region runs from base 2 to 1897 and encodes 631 amino acids. Gene Ontology annotation, molecular function: FAD binding; alkylglycerone-phosphate synthase activity.
UAUGGCGUCAAACAGCAAUAGCUCCGAGAGGCAACGAAUUGCACAGCAAAGAUUAAGGAUAAUUGCAGCGCAUUUACAUAAACAUGAGGACGGUAACUCGGGAAUUAUCGCAAAAGAAUGCAAAAUUGAUGCGACCGGUUCAACGGAAGAGAAUAAAGGGACGGUGCCGAGAAAGAGGCAGGAGAUUAUGAAGUGGAAUGGUUGGGGGUACAGUGACUCCAAAUUCCUCUUUAACAAGAAGGGUCAAGCAGAGUUUACAGGCAAAAGGUAUAGGCUAAGCGGGAUGACCCUGCCCAGUUUGCAGGACUGGUUUGAAAAUACCUUUGGUGCCAGUGUGAAGCAUAAAAGCCCUGCGACACCCGUCCUGAAUGUCAGCGCUGUGCCGCCGCCCAGACUGAACGAGGCAUUCGUAGAGAACCUGAAGGCCACAGGCAUCCCAUUCUCCAAUGAGGCGGAGGACAGGGUGUUCCGUGCCCACGGUCAUUGCUUACAUGAAAUCUUUGCUCUCAGAGAAGGGAAGACAUUUGAGCGUGUUCCAGACAUGGUGGUGUGGCCAAACUGCCACAACGACGUGGUGAAAAUUGUGGAGCUGGCAUGCAAGCACAAUGUUUGUUUGAUACCGUACGGCGGAGGGACCAGUGUGACCAGUGCUCUAGAGUGCCCCCCGGAGGAAACCCGCUGCAUCGUCUCUCUGGAUACUUCCCAGAUGAACCGCAUAUUGUGGAUCGACGAGAAGAAUUUAGUCGCCCACGUUGAAGCUGGCAUCAUCGGUCAGGAUUUGGAGAGAUUACUCAACGAGAGAGGCUACUGUACGGGGCAUGAGCCAGACUCCAUGGAGUUCAGUUCGCUGGGCGGCUGGGUGGCUACUAGAGCAUCAGGCAUGAAGAAGAACGUAUAUGGUAACAUUGAGGACCUGGUGAUCCACAUAAAGGCGGUGACCCCUCGAGGGGUGAUGGAGAAGAGCUGCCAGGGGCCACGCAUGUCCACUGGGCCAGACAUCCACCACUUCAUCCUGGGCUCGGAAGGAACCCUUGGUGUGGUUACCGAGGUAACGAUGAAGAUCCGACCAAUCCCAGAGUACCAGAAGUAUGGCUCGGUGGUCUUCCCUAACUUUGAGGCAGGCGUGGCCUGCUUACGAGAGGUUGCCAAGCAGAGGUGUGCACCGGCUUCCAUCCGGCUCAUGGAUAACAAACAGUUUCAUUUCGGUCAUGCCCUGAAACCUCAAGUGUCGUCCAUUUUCACACAUUUUGUCGAAGGGUUAAAGAAGUUCUACAUCACCAAGUUGAAAGGUUUCGACCCCCACCAGUUGGUGGUUGCCACCCUUCUGUUUGAAGGGGACCGCGAGAGGGUCCUGCAGCAUGAAAAACAAGUUUACGACAUCGCAGCAACAUUUGGGGGCCUGGCAGCUGGAGAGGACAAUGGGCAGAGAGGCUACAUACUGACCUUUGUCAUCGCUUACCUCCGGGACUUGGGGAUGGACUACUGUGUGGUCGCAGAAUCCUUUGAGACAUCGGUGCCUUGGGACAGGGUAUUGGACCUUUGCCAGAAUGUCAAAGAGAGAAUUAUCAGAGAGUGUAGAGAAAAAGGAGUCCAGUUUCAACCGUUGACCUCAUGCAGAGUGACUCAGACCUAUGACUCUGGCGCAUGUGUUUACUUCUACUUUGCCUUCAACUACAGAGGACUGGUGGAUCCAGUACAUACAUACCAACAAGUGGAGCAUGCUGCCAGAGAGGAGAUCCUAGCCAAUGGAGGAAGCCUCUCGCACCACCAUGGAGUUGGGAAACUUCGGAAGGAGUGGAUGAAGGACAGCAUCUCUAAGGUGGGCGUCGGGAUGCUCAAGUCCGUUAAGGAAUACGUGGACCCGGAAAACAUUUUCGGCAACCGAAACCUCCUCUAAUUUAUUUACAUUACAUUUUAUAACAGCCUCUUGGAAUAAUGGUUACUAAAUAUGACAAGAAGUAUCAAUGUCUUUCACCUUCGGUGUGACUUAGUCAGUUGUGCAGUCAACAUCAGUCAGAUGACUUGCCUUGCAUUACAUUACUGCACUUAACAUGCUGUAACAAUAAUUGUCUAUGAUUCAUUUAGAAGCUCAUUGCAUCAAGUCCUCAGUAAUAUCCUCAACCAGGAUGAUAUGGUGAAUGAAGCAGUCAGGUCCUCAGUAUUGUCCUCAACCAGGAUGAUAUGGUGAAUGAAGCAGUCAGGUCCUCAUCCAGGAUGAUAUGGUGAAUGAAGCAGUCAGGUCCUCAUCCAGGAUGAUAUGGUGAAUGAAGCAGUCAGGUCCUCAUCCAGGAUGAUAUGGUGAAUGAAGCAGUCAGGUCCUCAACCAGGAUGAUAUGGUGAAUGAAGCAGUCAGGUCCUCAUCCAGGAUGAUAUGGUGAAUGAAGCAGUCAGGUCCUCAUCCAGGAUGAUAUGGUGAAUGAAGCAGUCAGGUCCUCAUCCAGGAUGAUAUGGUGAAUGAAGCAGUCAGGUCCUCGUCCAGGAUGAUAUGGUGAAUGAAGCAGUCAGGUCCUCAUCCAGGAUGAUAUGGUGAAUGAAGCAGUCAGGUCCUCGUCCAGGAUGAUAUGGUGAGUGAAGCAGUCAGGUCCUCAUCCAGGAUGAUAUGGUGAAUGAAGCAGUCAGGUCCUCAUCCAGGAUGAUAUGGUGAAUGAAGCAGUCAGGUCCUCAUCCAGGAUGAUAUGGUGAAUGAAGCAGUCAGGUCCUCGUCCAGGAUGAUAUGGUGAAUGAAGCAGUCAGGUCCUCAUCCAGGAUGAUAUGGUGAAUGAAGCAGUCAGGUCCUCAUCCAGGAUGAUAUGGUGAAUGAAGCAGUCAGGUCCUCGUCCAGGAUGAUAUGGUGAAUGAAGCAGUCAGGUCCUCAUCCAGGAUGAUAUGGUGAAUGAAGCAGUCAGGUCCUCGUCCAGGAUGAUAUGGUGAGUGAAGCAGUCAGGUCCUCGUCCAGGAUGAUAUGGUGAAUGAAGCAGUCAGGUCCUCGUCCAGGAUGAUAUGGUGAAUGAAGCAGUCAGGUCCUCGUCCAGGAUGAUAUGGUGAAUGAAGCAGUCAGGUCCUCGUCCAGGAUGAUAUGGUGAAUGAAGCAGUCAGGUCCUCGUCCAGGAUGAUAUGGUGAAUGAAGCAGUCAGGUCCUCGUCCAGGAUGAUAUGGUGAAUGAAGCAGUCAGGUCCUCGUCCAGGAUGAUAUGGUGAAUGAAGCAGUGUGUAUCAUACUAACGAUACUACUGCAAAUGUGUACUGUUGAUCAUUUCAGUCACGUGUACACAACACGCCGUAAGAAUGGCCUUUUCAUAUUGUACAUGAUGCAGGGUCACUUUUUCUGAUCCCAUAUUUUCCUACAAUUUAAUUCUUUCCCAUAAUUCUUUCCAAUUUCAUUAACUAGAUUUUUUUUUUGUAGAUGUUUAUUUACCUGUGUUUGGCACUACUUUAGCAGUGAGUUCUAGAUGAAUGCUUUUUCUAAAGCUCUGUGCCUUUCUGAAGAUGUCUGUCUUCACCCUUUCCUACACACACACACUGUGGAAGCUUGACUGGUUUCUUUAUGGCGUCCUGUAUCUUCCCUUAUGUGCGUGUCCUUCAUUCUAGAUUUCCUGUUUCCAGUUGGUCUUUGUUUCUCUCCUCAAGCCUUGUAUUACUUAUACUAUUAAUGAUUGCCAAGAGAUGUGUAUUUUGUUGUACCUACCUAGGAGGAUUUAUAUUACGUUGAAGUCGUGCCUCUUCUGAAAAUGUACCUCAAACCCAAACGUUAAAACGGUUUAGGAAGAAACUAGGAUAUGAUGCGUGUCAACUUUAUUUGUUUUUUAAAAUUGUUUUAUUUUAUAUUUGACCUUUGCAUGGUCUUUGCCUGUCAUACAGAGUUCCGUUUGUGGACAGAGACAAUGUACUUGGAUCAUACAUGCUUUUAGUGUGAACGUGUUACAGACGACUGAAUCCCAAUACCCAUGUUUGUACCAAAGACUUUCAGCACAACCCUUUCACUACUUUAUACAGGCCAUGCAAACAUCCUGGAUGUAUAGGUCUGUACAUGCCGUAUAGUUAAAUGUAUGGGACGUUAAUACAUGAACCUAUAUCCUGAUGAAACAUGUUUUUUUUUUUUAUUCAGAUAUGCAAAUUUCCAAAUAUCAAAAGAUGUGUUCAUAUUUGUUACUUUAAAUGUUACAUGUUCAUGUCAAAGAAAAACAUUUUUGUUAAAUUCAAUUACAAUAUUUUGUCACUACUUAAAACAGUUGCUUGUAGUUAGAGGUUGUAUUUAUCCCUGGUGAGCGUCCCAGCGGUGUGGUUUUGUUGGAAAGGAUACAUUUGAGUGAAAGAUAAUUGUACCUUUGUCACAAUUUACAGAUGAUUAUGCUGAUCAGUUUGGCCUCUUUGCGAGGCAUGUGUCGAUGUUGUGCCCAGUCCUAAACUCAGACAUGGGAUUCUACUGUACGGUGCUAGAGUAAGAUACAUGAAAUGUAUUGCUACCGUUUUCCUGUCACUACUGCGUGACUGUGUUCCUCCUGCUCUCAGCCUCGCAGCUUUCCCACAGUGCAUUGUCACCUUCCUGCCCAAGUAUCUCACCUCUCCACCUCCAAUGAAAAUGUUGUCAAAGGAAAUGGUGGAGCCGGAGGCAGCGUUUUAUCUAAUCAGUUUCAUGCUUUUACUUCCUGUGAUGGUUCCCGAAAGAGAACUUAAUGAGAGCUUGAAAUCUGAAUGUUAUGAUGUACUUUUUUUUUUUAUUAUUAUUUUUCAAUUCUUUAAAAAGUUAACAUUUAAGUACAUUUUAUCAAUGAUGUUUGUGCAAUAAAUACAUUGAAAUGA